AUUCAUCAUUAGGCCUGUUUCCAUCGUCGGCUGUAUUUUGUUUGCAUCUAUUGCCUUAGAUGGGAAUCCCUUGUUCAGAAAGCAGUUACUUAUGGAUGUCUUUGCUUCUCUUCUCCAGGGCUGCCUGUGCCAUGAGCAUGAGGAACUACUCCUCUGUGACAGAGUUCAUCCUGCUGGGAAUUUCCAACACUGAAGGACUAGAGAGCAUGUUGUUUACCCUGUUCCUGGUCUUCUAUGUCUUCGCCUUGCUGGGGAACCUGCUCAUCUUUCUCACCAUCCUGGCUUGUCCCAACCUCCACACUCCCAUGUAUUUCUUCCUGGGAAAUCUGGCAGUUUUUGACAUAUUCUUUCCUUCUGUGAAUUCUCCUAAGAUGAUGGACUACCUAGUACGACAAGGCCGAACUAUUUCAUACCAAGGCUGUGCCUCGCAGAUUUUCUUCUAUCACACCCUGGGGUGUACUGAGUGCUUUCUGUAUACAGUGAUGGCUUAUGACCGCUUUGUGGCUAUUUGUUACCCUAUGAGAUACACGAUCAUCAUGAACCAUUGGGUGUGUACCUGCUUCACAGUGGGCACUUGGCUGGGGGGCUUUGUCCAUGGGAGCAUCCUCACAUUUCUUAUCUUUAAGUUACCCUACUGUGGCCCCAAUGAGGUGGACAGUUUCUUCUGUGACAUUCCUGUGGUGCUGUCCCUGGCAUGUGCAGACACCUCUCUAGCACAGACUGUGAGUUUUACUAAUGUUGGUGUUGUUGCGCUCACAUGUUUCCUCCUAGUUCUUACUUCUUACACUCGUAUUGUGAUCUCCAUCCUGAAAAUCCGUUCCUCAGAAGGCAGGCGCAGAGCCUUCUCCACCUGCAGUGCCCACUUCACAUCCAUUCUGUUGUUCUAUGGUCCUGUGAUUCUUGUUUAUCUCAGACCUGCUUCUAGUCCCUGGCUAGAUUCUGUUGUCCAGGUGUUUAAUAAUGUUGUCACACCUACCUUGAAUCCUCUGAUUUAUUCUUUGAGAAACAAGGAGGUGAAAUUAGCCCUGAGAAAGGUAUUAAGUCAAGCAAUGCAACCUUUGGGGUAUAAGGAAUAGAAAUCAUUCCGUAUAUAAUUUUGAUGUUGUUUAAGGUUUUCUCUUGGUGAGUUCCUGUUGCCAAAUGAGUAAGA
Messenger RNA from Arvicanthis niloticus (Nile rat), 1150 nucleotides. NCBI's taxonomy places the organism in Eukaryota, Metazoa, Chordata, Mammalia, Rodentia, Muridae. The record is from RefSeq and is a predicted model, not a curated record.